Molecule: messenger RNA, 131 nt
Organism: Acaulospora morrowiae
Lineage: Eukaryota; Fungi; Glomeromycota; Glomeromycetes; Diversisporales; Acaulosporaceae
Source: the annotation of a GenBank genome assembly
CACUUAUGUGGGUAUCGAAGAGACGUUGGAUGUCAUUGCGAUCCCCAAAUCAUUCGUUCUUUGGAAAUACUUUGCUGUUAUCAAGCAACUCAACUCGAGGCCGUUUGCUUGGAUCUUGAACCUCUGGCAUU